This is a messenger RNA of Dichomitus squalens LYAD-421 SS1, 1875 nucleotides long. RefSeq lists its product as uncharacterized. The transcript is spliced from 5 exons. The record is from RefSeq and is a predicted model, not a curated record. Gene Ontology annotation, molecular function: sequence-specific DNA binding; zinc ion binding. Gene Ontology annotation, biological process: regulation of DNA-templated transcription. NCBI's taxonomy places the organism in Eukaryota, Fungi, Basidiomycota, Agaricomycetes, Polyporales, Polyporaceae. The coding region runs from base 32 to 1441 and encodes 469 amino acids.
GCGCCUGUGACGACCCUUAGACCCUUUCUGCAUGCCUCCCUAUCCCAACUCCUCUCAUAAUCAUGCCAAGCCCUUCCCCUCAUCCCAAAACGCAGUCGCUGAUCGUCCUCCACGUUCCAGCGUAGCCUCUACGACGUCUUACUCAACCCUCGACCACGCUCUCGCGUCUGACUCCUCUAGAGCCCCCGAUACGCAAUACUAUCGACAACCACCAUCCGAUCCUUCCCGCCCGCCGUCCCAGAUGGCGUCCGACAGUCGAUAUAUGUACCACCCGCAAGAAGUCCCGCCUGCGCCUUCUUAUCCAUACGCAUCCUAUCCUGGGCCGCCAUAUGAGAACGGACAGUAUGCUCAAGGAUCUUCACGCCCGCCCGUACGCUCUCCUCCUCCCGCACAACCUGUCCAACACGCCCCUCCUCCUGCACCCUACAACGGAGCCCCUCCACCAUACCCCCCGCAGCCUGGAUAUCCCCCACCGGGCUACGGCCCGCCUCCGCAGCAUGCGCAAUGGUCAGGCGAGUGGAAUCAGUACGGCGUCCCAUAUCAACCACCUCCCCAGCAGGGCCAGCCACCGUACCCGCCCCCGACAAGCGCAAGGCCGGACGUCUCUCCCGGCACGUCGCACGACGAUCGCCGCUACCAGCAAGCACCUCCAAGGGCGGAGCCCCGCAGGACAGAGGAGCGGCCCCCGCAGCGCCCGGAGGCGGCGCCCCCGCCGUCUGCACCAGUACGUAAAACCCGUGAAGAGCCCCCAGCACCUGCGCCCGCCCCUGCGCCCGCUCCCCCGCCCCCUGUGCCAAUUCCUGCGUCACAAGGCCCGUCGCCUCCCCAGGCCCCGCAGGCACCACCUCCACUCACCACCUCGCCCAUCGGAAUCGAUUUUGUUAAGUUGGUGGAGUCCUACCGGCUCAUCCUCGACACAGCGAGCACGAUCCAGUAUGAAGCUCCUACCCGCCCAUCGCCGCCCCCAGAGGCCCUGGAGCGCAUGUUCCAGGCGGCAGCAUACGGCGCGCAAGUCUUGGAUGUCGCGUCGAAGCGCGUCGCCCCCGAGCCGCCACGUCCGCCCGUCGAUCGCCCGCCUGAAGAAGCCGAGAGAGACGCCGGGGGAGGGCGGCAGUCUGAGAACCCGCCUGCGACGGAAGGACAGACCUGCCUGGGCUGUAGCGCCACCUCCACCCCAGAAUGGCGCAGAGGCCCGAUGGGUCCCCGCACGCUCUGCAACGCGUGCGGCCUCGUCUACGCUAAACUGAUCAAGAAGCGGAAUCGCGAUGGGACCGGACGCGGCCGGGGCAAGAACCAAAACAACAAUCAGAACGCAGGCCAGAAUGCGCACCAGACCGUCGCCGAUGAUGCUGGUGCUCAGUCGAGUAGCGACGACGACGAUUCGUACGGCUCGCAGCAGGAUCGGAGGAGCGAUGGAGGGUAUCAUGGCGGAAGGCAGUGAUUGUUGUUUUUGGUGGUCCUACCCUCUCUUGCUCUCCUCUAUUUCUUUUUGUGCCCGCUGCUCCGUUUCGCUGUUCAUAUGUUCUCUUCGCUCCAAGAUUCUAUCGGUGAGCUCUCCGUCGUCCUGCCCCUGUAUUAUCGUAUAUCUGUCUUGUCGCCCGUCCUCCUGCCCCAUUUAGUCCCACCUUGACUCGCGCACCUCCUGCCCCGCCCCGCCCCUGUCUACUGCUUGGGCUCCGCUUGACAUCUGCUUUGGCUCUGCGACAUCUGCUACUCUAUUGCCUACUCCCCCCCCCGUCCGUUCGUCUUCGGUCAUUUGUAAUAUCUUUACGCUCCUUGCACAGAUGAGUACGUGUAUACCUACUCUCCCAAGAGUUCCAACCCCCUAGCCUGCCCCUCCAGUUUAAGUCCGAUUCAUACGGUCGAUUCGUCAGC